Anopheles funestus (African malaria mosquito) is the source of this 4751-nucleotide messenger RNA. RefSeq names its product WD repeat domain phosphoinositide-interacting protein 2 (gene Atg18a). Gene Ontology annotation, molecular function: phosphatidylinositol-3,5-bisphosphate binding; protein binding; phosphatidylinositol-3-phosphate binding. The record is from RefSeq and is a predicted model, not a curated record. The transcript is spliced from 6 exons. Gene Ontology annotation, cellular component: extrinsic component of membrane; phagophore assembly site membrane; cytosol. NCBI's taxonomy places the organism in Eukaryota, Metazoa, Arthropoda, Insecta, Diptera, Culicidae. Gene Ontology annotation, biological process: nucleophagy; protein localization to phagophore assembly site; autophagy of mitochondrion. The coding region runs from base 1122 to 2381 and encodes 419 amino acids.
ACACACUGAACCACACAGCAGAACAGAACGCAAAGGUGCAAAAUACAACUCGAUCAUCACAAAAGGAAGUUCGCUUGGAAAAAUCUGCAUUCAUUCACUGCAAAGAUUGUCCAUUUUAGCGAACCAACGGAAACUCGCAACGUAAUCUUCACGUAGUGCCUAGCAGAGGUGGAAUAUUUGUAAGCUACCUUCGUCACGUUCAAAUUCAACAGUUGUGCGCAUUGAGCUGGAGAGAGAAAGGCAAACACAAGGAACAGCGCAAAAACAAAUCUCCAAAACAAGACCAUAAGCGCUCUUGUGUGUGUGUGUGUCGUUGCGAUUGCUAUUGGUUUGCGCGAUACUGUGCCAGUAGUGGAGAGUGUGGUGUGUGCUUUGUGUUUGAUAAACUUCUCGUCCGCGCAACCGUGUGUUUUUCUAUUUGUCCAAAACCUUAUCGUAAAAGGUAUCGCAAAAAUCGCGUAGUUAAAAGAACUACUGUAAACCUUCUCUUAGCCUAGCCAAGGCAAUUCCGUGUCCGGCUCGAGGGUGUCGUAUCAGAUAUAGCAUAGAACAAAAGCAGCGCGUAGUUUGGUGCGGAUUUUCAAGGUUAGCAGCAGGCAUUAGUACGCGGGGGCCCAAAUCCAACCACAAAUCGUUUACAUCGUAGCAAAAACUGUGCAGCACGCGACUUCUCUGCGGACGUGCGUAGCGUUUAACCAGCGGUUUGUGUUUAAAACCCCACUGAAGGAAAUUGCUUAUCGUAGAAAUCGCCCUGCUGCUUGCAUCAGCUGUUCCGAAAAAAGAAAAACGUCCUCCGUCAACACAGUUAGGCGAGCCGAUUACAACGAUAAUAAUAAUAACAUACAACGCCAUCCGUGCUGCGCCUCAUACACUUCCCAUCGUCCGCGUGGCCUUGGAACUGUGGUUCCGCUGCAAACACAAAUAUAACAAAGGAGUGCUUAGAAGGCUUUCGUGAAUCAGAAAGAAAUCCAACGUAUAGGCAUCGGCUACAUAGACGUCAUUCGACACACAGCGAUAUUCACAAAGAUUAUCCACGCGAGCUGAGCAAAGGAGGCACAGCCAGAGAAUAAACAAAGAACCAUUUCCCACCCGAGGCGAGUCUGUUUCUCUUGAAGCAAGCCAUGAGCCUACUGGCUAGGACUGAUAUAGAUGCUGGAGGAUUUUUUGUUAAUUUCAACCAGGAUUGCUCAUCCUUAGCGGUUGGUUCGAAGAAUGGAUACAGUUUGUUUUCGUUGAAUUCGGUCGACUCAAACCUGGACCAGAUAUACACGAGCUUGGGUGAGGACAUUUGUCUAGUUGAGCGACUUUUUAGCAGCUCUCUCGUUGCCGUCGUAUCACUAAACGCUCCGAGAAAGCUUAAGGUAUGCCACUUUAAAAAAGGAACGGAAAUAUGCAACUACUCGUACUCGAACACGAUUCUGGCGGUGAAGCUGAACCGGUCCCGGCUGGUCGUGUGUCUAGAGGAGAGUCUCUACAUACACAACAUACGGGAUAUGAAGGUUGUGCACACUAUACGCGAUACGCCACCAAACAAAACAGGACUGUGCGCGCUGGCUUCGGAUUCGGAUCACUGCUACCUAGCCUACCCGGGCAGCGCCACCGUCGGUGAGGUACAGAUCUUCGAUGCGGUUAAUCUGCAUGCAAAAAUCAUGAUCCCGGCCCACGAUUCACCGCUCGCGGCAAUAGCGUUCAGCCAAAUCGGUACGGAAAUUGCAACGGCCAGCGAAAAGGGCACAGUUAUACGGGUGUUUUCGGUAAGCGACGGUUCAAAGCUGUUCGAGUUUCGCCGGGGCGUCAAACGAUGCGUCUCGAUAGCGUCUCUGGCGUUUAGUACCUGUUCGAAGUAUCUUUGCUGCAGCUCGAACACGGAAACGGUACACGUGUUUAAGCUGGAGCGCGUUUCGCCGGAAACUAAUGACGACCAGGGUGCCGGGGAGGCUUGGUAUGGCAAAUUUAGCAAAGCGUUCGCAAAUUACUUGCCGCUGCCAACACAGGUGACGGACGUAUUUUCGCAAGGACGGGCGUUCGCAUCUGCCCUGCUGCCGGUGGCUGGACUAAGACAUUCCUGUGUCAUUACAACGAUUCAGAAAGCGCUCAGAAUGUUGGUAGCCUCCCAGGAUGGAUAUCUGUAUGUGUAUCAAAUACCGUCGGAAGGAGGCGAAUGUCAGCUCGUCAAAAAGCACGAUCUCAGAAACAUCGAACCACCACCGAAUCCGCCCAGGACGGAAUCAGUGCCAAUUGGUGUACCGACGGUAGUACCGUCCGGUGGGUCCAGCUAUGCUGCCACCGUGCGCGGUACGGCCGGCAGUAGUGCUGGCAGUGGUGCCGCCGGUUCGGUAGACGACGAUCAUCAUGACCAUUCGCAGCAGCAGCAGCAAUAGUACGCAGAUUUGUAAAUUUAAAAUAGAUCGGACUGAACUGAAUCGUUAUACACGGGGUGCGAUGAAGCUCGACGGAAUAACUCGCGGAUCAUGGUUUCCGGAAGCUCUCUUCAUGUUUACAGUUCCGCCGAAUUGGCUGUCACUGUUGUUGCUGCUCGCUAGCAACGGCAACGGAGCGUUUUCUCACCAAGCAAAACUGGACGUUCAAUUCUAGGUCUUUGGUUUUGCUUCGAUGUUUUCACGCUCGGUCCGGUGUCGUGCUAAAAGCUUAUUAUUCCCGGACAUAGAAUGAACACGUUGAUAUAACGAGAAACAGAUUUACACACAAAAAACAUAGCAUCAUACACGAGAGACGUAAAACAUACAAACACAUACUAUAUGACACUUGUAAACAGAUGUGGCUGCAACCACUCACAACCCAUUUAUUGGGAUUUCGAAGGCUGUAAGAGAGUUUGCGCCCAACUUAAUUGUGUACGCGUUGUGCGGAACAUAGAAGCAAAAGCGAUUAGUACUGACAGGUGUGUUCCGAUAGGUGGGAAGGGAUCUAGGCAUCAAUGUGAUAGAAAGGCGCAUAAAUCACACCCCUGACCGGGCAUAAAUAGUGAAAAGAAUAGUUACAGGUUCUGUUAAAUUCGAUGGGUCAACAUUCCUGAUCCCCAUCUUCUCCCAAUGUAUCCUCCGCUCGAUACUGCAGGUCAGCAAAAAUAUAGGUCCAUUUCUCUCAUAGAAGCAACGGAAAGGAAAGUUAAUCCGGUAGAAGUUAAAUGCAAUAUAUCACUAAUGUGGGACCCCAACUCAUACAUGGCUACGUUUAAUGGGCUUUUUUCCCUCGUUCCCGUGAACACGCAUACAUGCGUGUUUGUAAGUACAGAAUCAGAUUUCUUUCCGUUAUGAAGGGAACCCGUAGUGCAAGAAUUAAUUAGAAGGUUGAACCAUGUUUUUUUUAUGAUGUAGUGUUUUAAAGAAGAAACCAAACGGUGGGGUUAGCAAAACAAGUAAAAAACAAAGGUUCGCGAAAGAAAGAAACACAUCAAUGAAGAAAUCUUUCAUAUUGUUGGAGUCUGUAAGUAUAAAAGGCAAGAUACAAAAAAAAAGUAUAUUUGAGCGUAGGCUUUACCGGUGUAAGCAUAAGUAUGCCAAGCAAGCUGUCUAGUAGAAAGGAAUGGCCGACCGAUGCCAAUGGCCGAUCGGGAGCACUAGCACGGUGAUCAUUAUUAAGCGCCAAGAGUAGCGAGGAGAAGAUGACGUAUAUUAAUUAUCUGCUAGAGCAUUCAAUUCUAUUCGAAACUCUCCCGAACGUUUGACUUGCGCUGAAUCAUAACGCAGUGAAUAGAUCAGAAUUUAACUUGAUUUAUCCAUAGUGUUUAAGACCAAACAAAACAAUUGAUCAAUAAAAUCUUUCGAAAAAAACGAAGCAGAAUUAUUCCCUACCUUUAACCUUGCACAACACGGAGCAAAGUACCAGGCGUCUCCAUUCGUUCAAAAAAUUCCUAGCAAAAACGUAAGAUGAUUGUUAUGGUAACGGAAUGCGAAUCAAGCGAGCGUUACACGAUCGUAGCCAUCAUUGACUGUCAUAUUUUUGAUUCUGUGUGAAAGUAGCCAAAUUUCAGUCCAAAGUGUACACACCGCUCGGUUCGGUAUUCGGGAAAAACAUUUUAAGUGACGUGCUCAAUCGAAUUUACCGUUCUAACUUCGGAAAUGUUUCAACAGCCGCAACGUACAGCACCACGUGCGCUCACUAUGCACUUAAUGGCCAAGACAGGUUUUGGUUCGCCAUCAACACCAUACUCCGUACGAACGUGGAAUGCCCGACGCUUCGCAUAUAUGGAAAAGUCUGCAACGUACUUUCGUACCCUGCACCAGAGUGGAUCGGAACUCUCCAUCAAAUCCCUUCCGUCGGUGAAAUCUUCGAAAAGUGUUGAAACAGUUCCGGAAAAAGCGGACAUCCCACAGACAAGCAUUGUAAACGCGAUAACGGCGAUACAAUGGAAAAAUUGGAGAAGCAGCUUCACCCCAACAAAUGUGUUGCAAUUUUUCCAACACCUUCCAGCGAAUACAAUGGCGGCUUAUAUGAUGGUAAUAAACUCACGUGAAUACGAACUAGCACGUGGCAUCGUCCUGAAAACCUGCCAGCUAACGAUGCACAUCGGCAGGACGGCCUAUCUGUGGUUGGGAUUGUUUCUGGAAUCGCGCGAAUACUACUACUGCCGAUACUACACCUUGCUGUCGCUCGAAUACACCAUUAAAUGGAUGCGGUACGGCUUGCGCUCCAUGUUCGACUUAAUCCGUAGUUGGGCUGCUAAGAAUGGACCAUGAAUGAUCUGCAUCAAACGAAGGUAAAACAAUAAAAAACGCGAUUCGUUUUUUUUU